UCUUUUGAAAUUAUUAUUUUUCAGAAGUAGGAUGAAAAUUGGCAGGGUUUGUGGAUUUGGUCGAGGAAAUCUAUUCUUGAAUUCAGUUGACCACCUGACUAUUACACAAUUUUGAAAUAUGUAAAAUUGAGGUCUGGUGAUCUGCUAAUCAACAUAAUUUUUUUCAUUUAUUUUUAACUAAUUUUAAUAAGAAUUGUUUCAACAGUAUGGCCAACGAGUUCUUGGAGCAUAGGACGAAAAAAAAAUUCAAGAGUAAGAAAUUAAACUGACAGAUGUCACCAUACUGUCACUAGUGUCACUUUGACAUUUUCUGUUUUAACCUUGGUAUGCCUUAGAUUUUGAGUUUCAUUUUUCCUUCGCAAAAAUACCGAAUUUUGUGAGUUUGGCUCAGCCGUGAUUCAAAAAUUCAUUGCCUAAAUCGAAGCCGUUGUUAACACAUGUUGUUGAGUCCAUGGCGUAUUUGUUUAUGUGUUCUCUUGAUUGUUUUCGUGAAUUUAUGGAGUAAUUGACUAAUUUAUGGAAUGAUAACGUUAAAAUCACAUAUGAGCGACUUAUUCAAACCUAACAAGUAAUAUUGGAUUGAAUAGUAUAGAUUGAAUUUUUGAAAUGUUAAAAUGUCUCGAACAAACUUAAAAAAUAGGAUUUAUCAUGCUGCCAAGGAUGAUAUGUCAAUUGCACUAUAUUCUCUUCUUAGUAGUAAAGAAGCUGAAAACUUAGUGAAUGAGAAAAUAACAACUGAAGAUCAUCAGAAAGUAACACCAUUAAUGGUAGCCGCCUUGAAUGGUUCAAAAAAUGUCAUACGAAUGUUGUUAGAAAACUUCAAUCCAGAUCUUGAGAUAGAGGGCACAGUGAAAUUUGAAGGAUAUGUUAUUGAAGGGGCUAGUGCUUUAUGGUGUGCAUCAUGUGCAGGUUACCUGAAGGCAGUGAAAAUUCUAGUUUCAGCUGGAGCUGAUGUGAAUCAUCCAACUAAAACUAAGUCAACACCCCUAAGGGCAGCUUGUUUUGAUGGACGAUUAGAUAUCGUCAAAUAUUUGGUUAUGCAUAAAGCAGACUUUAACAUAGCAAAUAAAUAUAACAAUACAUGUUUAAUGAUAGCUGCAUAUAAAGGACAUGUUGAUGUGGUGAAAUUUUUAUUAGAACAAGGUUCUGAUCCAAAUGAGAAAGCUCUGUGUGGUGCAACAGCCCUCCACUUUGCUGCCGAAUGUGGUUUCGUUGAAGUUGUUAAAGAACUGUUGAAAUAUGGAGCUACAUUUUCUGCUAAUGACGCUUGUAUGACACCCCUUAAAGCUGCUGCCGAGAGGACGAGGGAAGGUGUGGUAAAAUAUUUGAUAAAUCAAUCUUUUAUAAGUUUGGAAGAACAGAUAGAAGCUUUGGAGUUACUUGGAGCGUCAAUUGCUAAUGAUAAGGAAAGUUACAAUAUCCAAAAGGCAUAUCAGUACAUGCAUAUGUCCAUGAGAUUAAGAUAUUCAGAUCCCUUAAAACCAAUAAAAAAAAAGCUCAUACCUCCCAUACCAGCCUAUGAGAAUUGGGUUGAAUGCCAAACUCUGAAUGAGCUGGAAUCGAUACGGGGUAAUACAAAUGCUCUACACAUGGAAGCAUUAACAAUUCGCGAAAGAAUUUUGGGUGUAAACAGCCCUGAACUUCCUCAUCCUGUGAUAUUUCGAGGUGCUGUGUUCGCUGACGAUGCACGUUUCGAUAGAUGUCUUGAACUGUGGAUGCAUGCUCUCUAUUUGAAACAGAAAAAUUAUAUAUCAGUACCCAAAGAUCUUUUGAGGUUUGCCCAAGUCUUCUCCCAAAUGUUGCAUGUGGGAGUCAGGGUGAAUCAUAGUACUGUUGUUCGAAUUUUGUCAUCUGCAAUCACAGAGUUAGAAAGGAACAGAGAGAAAAUGAUUCAUCCGGGUCCGAAAGAUGAUCCAGACACUGUUUUGGAAGAAAUUGACAGCAAUUUGACGACAACUUUGUAUCUUUUGAACAUACUCACAAAGCUAAUGAAACAGUGUAGUGAAGAGGAAAUAUUCAACAUAAAGAGGAUGGUAUUUACAUUGAAUCAACUGGGCAUGAUAAAUAAGGAUGGUCAAACAUUGUUGCAUUUGGCGUGUAAUUCAGAAACCCCUGUAGAUGAUUUUCACACAAUCAACAUUUGUCAGUUUCCUUGUGCAGAAACAACCAAUCUCCUGAUAAGUUGUGGUGCUGAUGUUAACGCUAUGGAUUCCCAUAGGAACACACCCCUCCAUAUUAUUGUGAACUAUCCUAGGCCAAUUUCAGAUUUUCAUACUUUGAAUUCUAUUAUAACAUAUCUCACAUCGGCUGGAGCGCACAUGGAUUGCGUUAAUGAAAACGGCGACACCCCAUUGGAAUCUGCUGCUACAGGUAAUUAUUUUCCAGGCGUUGCGGAAAUUAUACUCCAAGGACAAAUGAAGUUGAAUUUGAAAUGCUUAGCAGCCAAUGCCGUAAAGAGACACAAACUCAAAUAUAAAGGUGUAGUGCCAAAAUUACUUGAAUCGUUUGUUGAUCUCCAUGGACCCAUACAUUGAAAAAAAGCUAGUCUGUGUUAUCGUACCUUUAUUGAAUUUGUAGCUUUAGUUGAAUGACUGUGUUAUUAAGAAUCAAAUUUUUUCAAUUGAGAUAUUUUUUGUUGAAUUUUAUUGAUACUCUUCAAAAUUGAAGAUUAAUUACGUGUUGAAGUCAAAUAUACCAGUAUAAAUUCUUUACUCAAUUUUCUUCAAUUGAAUCAAUUGGAACCUAAACUUACUGGGAGGAAACAAAUGGAUUCCUUCAGCUUAUCAAUAGUUGCUUCCACAUAUAUAUCUGUGUUAUAAGUCUCUUUUUGGAAGUCUGAGAUUCAUUAUAAAAUACAGUAUCAGAAAAAAAAUGGUAAAUUACGUUUUACUAAUGAUUUUUUAUGGGUUUUUAUUUCAGUACUUGGUAUCUUCAACAACUGAAAAGUUGAUUUGAUAUCUGGUUUAGUAUAUGUAUAUAAUAUGACUGACUGUUAUUUAUAUAAUAUAUGUUUUUUUUU
Coccinella septempunctata (seven-spotted ladybird) is the source of this 3019-nucleotide messenger RNA. It is a transcript of the gene Fem-1, whose product is annotated as protein fem-1 homolog B. The record is from RefSeq and is a predicted model, not a curated record. The transcript is spliced from 9 exons. The coding region runs from base 615 to 2534 and encodes 639 amino acids. Lineage: Eukaryota; Metazoa; Arthropoda; Insecta; Coleoptera; Coccinellidae. Gene Ontology annotation, molecular function: protein binding.